ACCGAGGUUUGACAUCUGUGUGCGGGUUUGUGCUUUAAAUUUGAGAGCUCAGGUGGAGCGAUGGCUUCGGAGAUUGUGUGUGGAUUGAUCUUCAGAGUGUUACUGCCAGUGUGUCUGACGGCAGCAUGUCUGUUCAGGUACAAUGGGCUCUCUUUCAUCUACCUGCUCUACCUCCUCCUCAUCCCUCUUUUCCCAGAACCCUCCAGAGUCACAAUGCAAGGCCACACAGGGCACCUGCUGAAGUCUUUAUGUUUCUGCAGUAUGAGCUUCCUCCUGAUCCACAUCAUCUAUCAGAUCACCAUUCACAGUCUGCUGGCUGGAAACCCUAAUUCUGAAUUCAACUGUACAGUGUGGGAGAUGACAAUACGACAGAUUGGUUUUGAGAGUGUUAUUGGUGCAGAUGCUGGAAAUGGUAUCCGUGUUUUCUUCCCGGAUAUCGGCAUGUUCAUGGUGAGUCUGUCGGUGUGGCUGCUGUGCAGAAGUCUGGUGCAAAAACGGCCGACCGAGGAGAUGGCACAGGACAACCACGAGUUUGAGCCAGAGGAACAGGAGGAGAGUGACGAGAAGGUGGAAAUUGAGGACAAUGAUGUUGAAAUGGUCUUUGAUGAAGACUUUGAUGCAGAAGAUGAAGCAGAGGAAGAUGAGAGGGAGGAGGAAGGCCUGGAGGAAGAAGAGGAAGAGGCAGAGGAGAGCACAAAGAUGAAGAUCCUGCGCAGAGUAGCAGGAGUGGCAAAUAAACUGAAGGAGACCAUUGGCAACCUCAUCACAACCGCUGGACAGGUGGUGGUCACCAUUCUGCUUGGUUUGACAGGUAUGAUGCUCCCCUCUCUGACGUCAGCCGUCUACUUCUUUGUGUUUUUGGGUCUGUGCACAUGGUGGUCGUUCUGCAAGACCUUCGACAUGCUCCUCUUCAGCUGUCUGUGUGUUCUCAUGGCUAUCUUCAGCGCUGGACAUCUCAUCAUACUUUAUUCUAACCAGUUCCAGUUCCUCCAGGAGGCCAUCAGACCCAACGACAGUUACGUCAGUUUGUUUGGUAUAUCCUCCAUUGUUCGGACAGACUGCUCUUCUACGUGGAAGCUCAGUGUUAAUCCUGGUCUGAAUUGGCAUCAUUUUGUCAACCCCAUCAUGCUUUUGGUCCUGUACUACACACUGGCCACCUUGAUCCGUCUGUGGCUGCAAGACCCCAUGAUUAUGGAGGAGAGUGAGAAAGAGGAGGUGAAUGAAGGAAAUGAGACAGUUGUAAAUAUUUUUGGUCUAACAUCAUACAUCAGGAAGCGUCUGCUCUGGUGGAAAGCCCAUCAGAAAACAGAGAAACGAAAUCUCAUCUCUAAUCAGGAUGGUUACAGCACCACCGAGGUAGUGGUGGUUAACUCCAACGGGACAUUGUUUGACUAUGUGUCUGCCGUGCCCACUGAAAACGGGCCUGUCAGUCUGGACAUAUACUUGACUCCACAGUACAUAGUUGAUCAACCCACAGAAGCUGAGGAGGAGACAGAUGUGAGCACACAUGAAGUUGUGGACACACAGCUGGAGGAGGAGGAAGAGGAGGAAGAGGAGAAGACAGAGGAGGAAGAGCAGGGCGGACCCCCAAGCACUCUCGUAAAAGUCUUCAAGUUCAUCAUGAAGCAGAGCUACAUCUGUGCUCUCAUUGCAAUGAUGGCGUGGAGUAUAACGUACGUCAGCUGGCCGACGUUUGUGUUCCUCCUCUGGUCCUGUACUCUGUGGAUGGUGCGAGACAGGAGGAAAUAUGCCAUGCUGACGUCCCCGUUCAUGGUGGCGUAUGGGAACUUCCUGCUGGUGCUUCAGUAUAUCUGGAGUUUUGAGCGGUUAGAUCCGGUGCCUGGAUUCUUCCUGAAGAUGAAGGUGCCUUUCAGUGAACUGAGCACCAAGAUUCUGUGUCAGUUGAGUUUCUGGCUGUUGCUGAGACAAACUUUGAUGGAGCGACGAGAGAACAUGAAGGAGGAACCCACGCUUUGUGAUGUCAAAGUGGAGGAGCAGAAAAAGGAGGAAGAAAAGGAGGAAGAGGAGGGGGAUGAGAAUGACCUGAUGCAGGUGAUGGGGAAACUGGUAAUGGCUCUACUGGUCAAAUACUGGAUCUAUAUCUGUGGAGGAAUGUUCUUCUUCGUCAGCUUCGAGGGAACCAUGGUCAUGUACAAGAUCGUCUACAUGAUGAUGUUUCUCUUCUGCGUGGCUCUCUACCAGGUUCAUUAUGAGUGGUGGCGCAGGAUCCUGAAGUAUUUCUGGAUGUCUGUGGUAGUCUACACAAUGCUAGUGCUCAUCCUCAUCUACACCUGCCAAUUUGAGAAUGCCAUUGAUACCUGGACUGCUAUGACGGGCAUGUCAGUCGGAGUACUGAAGGAUAUCGGUCUGGAGAAGUACAGCCUGUCUGAUCUGUUCACUCGUAUCUUCAUCCCCACGUCAUUUCUGCUGGUGUGUAUCCUGCACCUGCAUUACUUCCACGACCACUUCCUGCAGCUCACCGAUCUCAAAGCUGUGAUCAGCAAACAGGAGAGCACCAUAUACAGCUAUAUUAAAGUCAGUGGUCAUAUCUAUCUGAUUGUGGAUAACAUCAAGCAAAAAAUAUCUUCUCCUCAGAACAAACUGGUCCAUCCAGAGGGGAGUUUGGCAGAUCUAACGAUGACGAGCACAUCUCCUGAACCCCUGCUGAAAGAAGAAAAGGAGAAGGAGUCUGUGAAUGAGGUGCUGUUGGAGGUCUGUGUGCACGAUGAGACGAAGAAAGAGUCUUCCUCCAUUCAUUCAGCACAUCUGUCCAGUCAGGAAGACAUCCAGCAGUUCAGUGCAGCCACAGAUCCUGAACCACCCUCAGAACAGAGCUCAGACCUGAAGAAUAAAUGGCAGCUGGUGGUGGACAGACUCACAGUGUUGUUCCUAAAGUUCCUGGAGUACUUCCAUAAACUCAAGCUCUUCAUCUGGUGGCUGUUAGAGAUGCACAUCAUCAAGAUCGUCUCCACUUACAUCAUCCUGCUGUCCAUCAAAGAGGUUUCGCUGUUGAACUAUGUUUUUUUGAUCUCAUGGGCAUUUGCCCUGCCUUAUAAGCAGUUUCGAGUUCUUGCUUCUAGCGUCUGCACGGUGUGGACGUGUGUUAUCAUCAUCUGCAAGAUGUUUUACCAGCUAGAAUCCAUCGAACCCAAAAACUACUCAAGCGUUUGUAUCAUGCCCAACUAUACAAUUGAACAGAAGAAGACGAUGAACAGUUCCCUAUUAUACAAGGAGCCUGUGGACCCUGCAAACUGGGUGGGCCUUGAGAAGUUUGACGACAUACUGCCCAAUCUGAGGAAUAACUUGUUGAUGUUGGCAAUAUUGGCGUUUGAGGUCACCAUAUACAGACAUCAGGAGUUUUUCCGGCUGAAAAACAAACUUUGCCUUCCCCCCUCACGGACCAUCUUCCAUGACAUCACCCGGCAACACCUCGACAACGGAAUCGUCAAUUGUGCCAAAUAUUUCAUCAACUACUUCUUUUACAAGUUUGGACUAGAGGUGUGUUUUCUGAUGGCGAUUACCGUGAUGGGCCAGCGGAUGGAUUUUUACUCCAUGUUGCAUGGGAUCGCUCUCGCUGUGGUGAUGUUCAGACGCAGACGGAAAGCCAUCGCUGAGAUCUGGCCCAAAUACUGCUGCUUUCUGGCGUGCAUGAUCACAUUCCAGUAUUUCGUUUGCAUUGGAAUUCCACCCGCUGCCUGUAAAGAUUAUCCCUGGAGGCUUCCCGACUCCAUGAUGGAAUCUAAUGUCAUUAAAUGGCUGUUCCUCCCUGAUUUCCACACCAGACCAAACUCAUUGUUCCUUGUCUAUGACUUCAUGUUGUUGCUGUGCGCGUCACUCCAGAGGCAAGUGUUCGAUGAGGAAAAUAAAGCGGCUGUUCGCCUGAUGGCAGGAGAUAAUGUAGAAAUCUGCCAAGACCUCGAUGCUGCAUCAUUCAGCGUACACAACCCCGUACCAGACUUCAUACACUGCAGGUCCUAUCUUGACAUGUUGAAGGUCAUCAUGUUCAGCUAUUUGUUCUGGUUUGUCCUGACCAUCAUCUUCAUCACGGGCACCACCCGUAUCAGCAUUUUCUGCAUGGGUUACCUGGUGGCAUGUUUCUAUUUCCUGCUGUUUGGAGGAGAUCUAUUACUCAAGCCAAUCAAAGAGAUCCUGCGCUACUGGGACUUCCUCAUCGCUUACAACGUCUUUGUCAUUACGAUGAAAAACGUCUUUGCUAUUCUGGCGUGUGGUUAUUUCAAGUCUUUGAUGAAGAAUAACUGCUGGCUAAUUCAGCUGCUGAGUCUCGCCUGCACUAUUAAUGGCUAUGACAUUAAACCAGGCCAGUGUGACCUUCCGCGGGAUGAGGCGGGAAUUAUCUGGGACAGCAUCUGCUUCACGUUCCUUCUGCUGCAGCGACGUGUCUUUAUGAGCUACUACUUCCUGCAUGUGAUUGCAGACAUCCGCGCAGGACAGAUACUUGCGUCUCGAGGAGCAGAGCUGUUCCAGGCGAGUAUUGUGAAGGCCGUGAGAGCUCGUCUAGAGCAAGAGAAGAGAUCCAUGGAGCAACUCAAGAGACAGAUGGACCGUAUUAAGACGCGGCAGCAGAAGUUCAAGAGAGGGAAGGAGAAGAUGCUCAGUAUGUCUCAGGAGUCUGGAGAAGGACAGAAACUCUUUCCACCUGAUGGCAAAAACGAGGACGAUGAUGGGACAAAGACAAAUAAGGCGCCAAAAAAGCAGUGGUGGAGGCCGUGGGUUGACCAUGCGUCCAUGGUUAGAAGUGGUGAUUAUUACCUGUUUGAAACUGACAGUGAAGAGGAAGAGGAAGAGGAUGAGAAAAAAGACGAAGAACCUCCUAAGAAAUCAGCCUUUGAGCAAGCAAUCAGAAAGUUUGCUUCAGCCGUCGUGGCUUUACCCGGAUCAAUCAUUAAACUGCCCAAAACUGUACUUCAGUAUAUUAUCAGAGCAGCCAAGUUUGUGUAUCAUGCCUGGAUUACCAACUCUAAAACUGCUCUGAAAGAAAGAACCAAACAGACACGCCAUUUCUGGAAGAGAUACAGCUGCGGCCACAGACAUAGAAAAGACAAGAAAGAAGGUCAUGUGGCGAUAGAGAUCGGUGAAGAUCGCCAGAGUUCAGAGGAAGAAAAAACAGAUGGAGCAGACAACAUCAUCAAGAGAGUUUUAAGCAUCAUUAAGUUCAUGUGGGUUCUGUUUCUGACCACCGUUGAGAAUGUGACCCGAUGGCUGAACUCCAUCUGCAGAGAAUACAUCGACAUCUCUACCGUUCUGCGCAUUGAACGCUGCAUGCUCACAAGAGAAGUGAAAAAGGGCAACGUGCCAUCCCGUGAGAGUAUUCAUGUGUACUAUCAGAAGCAAAUGAAACUGACCACGUCUCGACAGUCCAGUCUGGACCGGAUUAGUGAAGAGGACUCUGGCUCACACAGAGAACGCCGCAGACAAGUCGGACACAGUAUGGACUCUUUCGCUUCCAGAGACAGCAUCUCCAGCGCAUACACGGAAGCCACAAUGCUGUUUUCUCGCCAGUCCACCCUGGAUGAUUUGGACGACAUGCCUCAGAAUAUUCCCAAAACCAGUGAACGAGCUCGGCCCAAACUGCGCAAAAUGUACAAUCUGGACAUGUCCACCUCCUCGGUGGACAGCGACAUCUCCAGUGAGGCCACACAAUGUGUCACGCUGUUCCCACUGCAAGGAACCAAAGACACAAUAGAUGAGGUUGAGGACGAGCAAGAUCAGAAUAAGGUGGACAAACUGGAAGUGAAGGAUGAAGGGAAAGAUUUGAAAUGCCAGCCUAGUGAAGAUAAACCUGAAGAUGAAGUUAGAGAGGAAGUGACUCAGAAAGUAUCUGAGGAAAUGACAGAGAUAGUGACUCAGGAAGUGACAGAGGGUGGUCUAUGGGUUCCAGUAGAGCUAGAGGAAGUAGAUAAAGAUGUUCAGGUCUCUCAAUGGGAGUGUGAGGAAGAGCAGUUUGCUAUUGAAUAUGAGGAGGUUGAACCUCCUCUCCAACGGGACGAUGGCGAGUCGUCGGGACAGGAGAACGAGCAAACAGAUCCGGCAAGUGGGCAACUUUUUACACCAGAUACAGACUUCCCCAACAUAUCAGAUGCAGACGUGCCACCCAGCUACAGCAAGGCCGUGAGCUUCGACCAGCUGUCUGUGUGCUCAGCCGAAAGCGACAGUGACAAACGGCUGAUGGUGAUGACCCCUGACAGCAGAUCUGACCUGGAUAACCCUCUGCUACCCUCUAUGACCAAGGAGCUGACCGCCAGCGAACUGCUACUUAACAAAAUGUUCUAUGAUGAGGAACUGGAUAAUUCUGAGCAAUUUUAUAAGUCCCAGCCGCUGAGUCUGCAGCUCUGCUAUGCUUUCUAUAACUUGCUGGUGGCACACUCUGAGAUGGUCUGUUACCUGGUGAUCAUUCUCAAUCACAUGAUCUCUGCAUCCAUGGCAACACUUGUGUUGCCCAUCCUCAUCUUCCUGUGGGCGAUGCUGUCAGUUCCUCGACCCAGCAAACGGUUCUGGAUGACUGCCAUUGUCUACACAGAGGUCACGAUCGUCAUCAAAUACUUCUUCCAGUUCAGUUUUUUUCCAUUUAACCAAAAUCUGGAGGUGAACAAAAAGAAACCGUAUCACCCGCCCAACAUCAUCGGUGUGGAGAAGAAAGAAGGUUACGUGCACUAUGACUUGGUCCAGCUGCUGGCACUGUUCUUUCAUCGAUCCAUACUAAAGUGUCAUGGGCUUUGGGACGAGGAUGACCCUAAACAGUCACGUAAGGAGGCCUGUCCUCAUCGGGAUGAGUCUGAGGACGAGGGGAAGAUGACGGUAGCGAUUCCGGCUGAGGAAGAUAAGAAGAGUUCUCCAGCAUACACGCUCAAAUCUGUGAAUUUUGGAAAGUCUGUGGAUUCAUCGCAGGUGCAUGUACUCAUUCAUUAUCCUGAGCAGCAACCUCAUCUGCGACGACAGAGCACCAGCAGAGGGUCGCGCCUCUCCCGGCGUUCGUCUGUACGCACCAAACGAGGCAGUACGAGCAUACGGAAUAGCAUUUGUAGAGAAGACAGCAAGCCGGAAAUACCGCAGAAAAGUCGUAAAGAAAUGAUAAUUGAGAAGAUUCGAGAACAAAUGAUUAAUGUGAAGGUUUACAUCCUCAAGAAGUUGGUUGAGUUCUAUAAGCCCAUUCAUCAGUUCUUCUAUUAUCUGAUCCACCCCGAGUACAGCGCGGUGACGGAUGUCUACGUCUUCAUGUUUUUGGCUGACACAGUUGAUUUCAUCAUCAUUGUCUUCGGCUUCUGGGCAUUUGGGAAACAUCAGGGAGGUGCUGACAUAACUUCCACUUUGUCAGAAGAUCAAGUUCCCGGGCCGUUCCUCGUCAUGGUUCUGAUCCAAUUUGGCACUAUGGUGGUGGAUCGAGCCCUGUAUCUCCGCAAAACAGUGAUGGGAAAAGUGAUUUUCCAGGUCAUCCUCGUGUUUGGAAUCCAUUUCUGGAUGUUCUUCAUCUUGCCAGGAGUCACAGACAGGCGUUUCAGUCAGAACACUAUAGCUCAGUUGUGGUACUUUGUGAAAUGUAUUUACCUCAGCCUGUCAGCAUAUCAGAUUCGAUGUGGCUAUCCAACUCGCAUCCUGGGCAACUUCCUCACCAAGAGCUACAACUACGUCAAUCUCUUCCUCUUCCAGGGGUUUCGUCUGAUCCCGUUCCUGACGGAGUUGCGAGCUGUGAUGGACUGGGUUUGGACGGACACGUCUCUUAGUCUGUCCAGCUGGAUCUGUGUGGAGGACAUCUAUGCACACAUCUUUAUCCUCAAAUGCUGGAGAGAGUCUGAGAAGCGUUACCCUCAGCCUUGCGGGCAGAAGAAAAAGAAGGCUGUGAAGUAUGGAAUGGGUGGAAUGAUUGUGAUGCUGCUCAUCUGUAUCGUCUGGUUCCCUCUGCUCUUCAUGUCGCUCGUCAAAUCUGUUGCAGGAGUCAUCAACACUCCACUGGAUGUCUCUGUCACUCUUACCCUUGGCGGAUUGCAGCCGAUCUUCACAAUGAGUGCUCAGCAGACCCAUCUAAAGAAUGUCAGUUUUGAUGACUUUAAGGCAUUCAAACAGGGUUACAGAUCUAAUGCAGGUGCCAUGCAGUUCCUGGAAGCGUAUGUUCAUGAGGACUUGAGAAUAGCAGAUCUGAAAGGCAGUUCUAAUUCGCUGUGGACCAUCAGCCCUCCCAGCAGGGUCAACCUCAUUGAGAUGCUCAAUGAGACUGGGAAGGAAUUUCCACUCACCAUCACCUGGUCCAUACAGAGAAAUCUCACUUUAGGUGCCAAAGCUGAAACUGCCACAGGCAAACACAAUAUCAAACUCGACGAAAGCACCAGACGCAAACUAGGAAAUCUGCUAAAUGACACUGUAAAAAAGGAUGAACCUGUGAUCAUCAAAAAUAUUUUUCCAAGAUACAUCAGAGCACCAAGCAACUCCAACGCCAAACCUAUUGGCCAGCUUUAUCACGAUGCCAAAUUUAUGGACAUCACGCUGUCUCUCAAAAAGUCUAAAGAAAAUAGUUCCAAUGGCAUUCAGGAGUGGUGGAUAGUGAAUCAGACUGAACCUGGACCGCUAGAGAAACUUAAACCAUCUAAAAAACAAAAUGAUUCGCAUCUGGAGAUUUAUGUCUUUAGUGACCAAGUCAGUCCACCGAGUCUGGGUUUUCUAGCUGGUUACGGGAUUAUGGGUCUAUACAUGUCGGUGGUUCUGGUUAUUGGAAAGUUUGUGCGAGAGUUCUUCAGUGGAAUCUCACACACCAUCAUGUUUGAUGAGCUGCCGAAUGUGGACCGCAUUCUCAAACUCUGCACCGACAUCUUCUUGGUCCGAGAGACGGGCGAACUGGACCUGGAAGAAGACCUGUACGCCAAGCUCAUCUUCCUCUACCGUUCUCCAGAAACCAUGAUCAAAUGGACCAGAGAAAAGAACAAGUGAAGAUGAGACUGGACACCUUCGGAUUAACUCGGAAGUGCGACAAGCUCCAAACUAACCACGAAAAGCGCAAAGCAGGAAUUUUGCUACCAGGUUUGUGAGCGUACAGUUGGACUGAACUAAAGAACUGUUGUUCUGAUAAAAAAAAAAAAAAACACUGGCACUCACACUGUACCACAUGACUGGACAAUAGCAUUAUUGUUUUCACCCAGUGGACAAGGUCUCUGGAUUGCUGUCUCUAAUGCUUUUUUUUUGUUUUGUUUUGUUUUGUUUUUUGAGGGGCUUCUUUUUGAUAAGUGAUGAACUUUGGGGCUUUCAGGCAUGCAUCACUUUAAAUACAACCUUUGACCUUUGGGAGUGCAUGCAACAUGGGGGUGGUCCUGAUGACCUCUUGACCCUCAGACUAAUGGCGGAUAGACUAAAAUCUUGCCGUGAUCCAAAACCAAAGCCCAACGGGGUGCUGAGAAUGAUGUGACAAUUUAUAUGCCUUAUUUUAUUUGUACAAUCAACUAAAUGCAUCAUUAUUCAACACCUUUCUCAGGAAUACAAACGGAUCAUUUCAUCACAUGGAAGCAUCUACUUUUUCGUGUAUGAACAAGUACGAAAAGGAGCAUACCCAAUAGUAAUAACUUUCUUCCUUUGAGACUUUAAAUAUAUCGUCUGUAAUCUAUGAAUACAGAUUUGGGACAAACAGAGGACUUUUAGUGUUUUAUAAGGUCUGAAGAAGUAUAUUGAGUUUUUUCGUAAUUCAAGGGAGAUUGUUGUUGCACUACAAUUAACGGCAAUUUCAGCAAUUCUGGAUUACUAUUAUUAGUGCAGAAUUUAGAAUCAGCAGAAUUGCAGUUUCGUAAAAUUUCGUAAAACCACUUGGGUAAAUUAUCGAAAUGCAUCAAAUUGGAUAAAAACUCAUUUUAAGAACAAUUUCCAGAGAAAUUCGUUCUGGUCAUUGGGUCCCAUUCUUGAAACACAGGCAGAACGCAUUUGUGUAAAUUGUUCAUUAAAACAAUUCUCAUGUUAAUUGUUACAAUGCAACAAUUUGUGUAAAACAUUUUAACAAACAAUAUCCACAGAAAUUCGUUCUGGUCACUGGGUACCAUUUAGGAAACAUUGGCAGAACGCAUUUGUGGAUAAAUAGUUACAAUUCAACAAUUUACGUAAAACAUUUUUUACAAACUAUUUACACAAUUUAAUUUUGGUCAUUGUGCCCCCUUAAUAAAAUACCAGCAGAAUGAAUUUGUUUUAACUGUUCAUACAAACAUUCUCGAGUUAAUUGUUACAAUGCAACAAUUUAUGUAAAAUGUUUUCACAAAUAAUUUACAAAGAAUUUUUGUCUGGUCAUGCAGCCUCAUUUAUGAAACACAAAUGGAAACAAAAUUCUGUGUAAAUUGUUUGUAAAAUAUUCUCGCAUAAAUUGUUACAGUGCAACAAUUUACUUACAAAUGUUUUCACAAACAAUUUACACAGAAUUUAGUUUUGGCCAUUGGGCCCCAAUCAUGAAAUCUGAGCAGAACGAAUUUGUGUAAACUGUUUGUAAAACCAUUAUUGCGUAAGAUUUUACAAUGCAGCAAUUGAUGUAAAAAUGUUUUUAAAAACUAUUUACAAAGAAUUUUGCUCUGGUCAUGUGGUCUCAUUCAUGAAACACGAGCGGAAACACAAUUUGGUGUAAAUUGUUUGUGAAAACAUUCUUGCGUAAAUUGUUACAAUUUACGUUUAAAAAAAAUUAUAAACUAUUUACACAGAAAUUAAUUCUGGGUAUUGGCCAUUGUUUAUGAAAUAUUAGCUAAAUGAUUUUGUGUACAUCAUUUGUAUGAUUGUUACAAUGCAACAAUUUACGUUAAAAUGUUUUUACACAAAAUUUUGGUCUGGCAUCAUUCAUGAAACACAAGCUGAAACAACAAUUAGUUGAAAAUUGUUCAUAAAACCAUUCUUAAUAAUGACACGUAAUUUGUCACAAUGCAACAAAUUGUAUAAAACAUUGGUUUAGAAAAAAAUUACUCACAAAUUCGUUCUGCUUGUGUUUCAUGAAUGAGGCCCAAUGACCAUUUAAGUAGAAUAUAUGACACGUGGAAACGGAUAAUAAAUAUUAGUUGUUAACAGGUAGAUUACACUUGAAGGCAUGAGAGAUUCAUAGAUAGUUAGUGUUAUUAAAUAUGCUUUGCAUAUUUAAUAACACUGGGAGUUGUGCUCAUCAGAAAGUUGUAUGUACAUGGGGAAUAAUCUGACUUACAUUUGCACUACAUCUAUUUAUUUGAGCAAUAUGAUAGGCGGGUUUACAGUCAAGAAUAUGAAGUACAUUUAUGUCAUACAACUUUGGCAGUCAUACUCAGGAAAGAGCUUCCUCUGGAUCAGAAUAUCAUGGAUAUAUUGUACCAGUGGAGUCUUUAUUAGGUUGUACACUCCAUUUGCCAUUGCUUUACCAUUGGAAAAUGUAUGAUAUGACUAUUAAUGUAAACUCCACUCUGAUGGAUUGUGGUUGUGAUGCUUGAGGUGAAAAAUGAAUAUUGUUUUAAGUCCAACAAAACAUCCACCUCCAAACUAUGCAUUAAAGACAAUGUAGCUUGGAUGAAAAACUAAUGUUUGACAUGAAACGCUUUCAUUAUGUGUGCAUAACUUUUCCAGCAACAAGAAAAUAGGGGAAAAAGUUAACUGUGUACCUGGAUGAAACAGGAAAUGGGUUUAAAUGAGUUUAUUAACUUCAAUAAAGCACACAAAUA
Myxocyprinus asiaticus (Chinese sucker) is the source of this 11648-nucleotide messenger RNA. RefSeq names its product piezo-type mechanosensitive ion channel component 2-like. Lineage: Eukaryota; Metazoa; Chordata; Actinopteri; Cypriniformes; Catostomidae. Bases 61 to 8937 code for a protein of 2958 amino acids. The record is from RefSeq and is a predicted model, not a curated record. Gene Ontology annotation, molecular function: monoatomic cation channel activity; mechanosensitive monoatomic ion channel activity. Gene Ontology annotation, cellular component: plasma membrane. Gene Ontology annotation, biological process: regulation of membrane potential; cellular response to mechanical stimulus; detection of mechanical stimulus. The transcript is spliced from 56 exons.